Molecule: messenger RNA, 633 nt
Organism: Kazachstania africana CBS 2517
Lineage: Eukaryota; Fungi; Ascomycota; Saccharomycetes; Saccharomycetales; Saccharomycetaceae
Gene: ERV25
Product: Erv25p
Exons: 1
Coding region: 1-633 (210 amino acids)
Biological process (GO): endoplasmic reticulum to Golgi vesicle-mediated transport; Golgi organization; intracellular protein transport
Cellular component (GO): COPII-coated ER to Golgi transport vesicle; endoplasmic reticulum-Golgi intermediate compartment; endoplasmic reticulum
Source: RefSeq, a predicted model, not a curated record
AUGAAAUUGUUGAGUCAAUUGAUUUUAUUUUGCUUAGUUAGCGUCAUCAACUGUUUACAUUUUGAACUUCCUGCUUCGAAGACGCCUGAACAAGUUUGUAUUCGUGAUUUUGUUAACGAAGGCCAAUUAGUCGUCAUAAAUAUCAAUUCUGACGGUAGAGUUGGUGAUGGACAAGAAUUGAAUUUGUAUGUUCGUGACUCCAAUGGUAAUGAAUACCGUAAUAAGAAGAAUUUUGCUGGAGACGUUCGUGUUGCAUUUACUUCUCCAUCUUCUACAUCAUUUGAUAUUUGUUUGGAAAAUAUUGCCACAUUUGCAGGUGGUGUUAGUAAGAGUAGAUCUAUUGAAUUAGACAUUGAAAGUGGUUCAGAGGCUCGUGAUUGGAAUUUAAUCAGCGCUAAUGAAAAAUUGAAGCCUGUUGAAGUGGAAUUAAGAAGAGUUGAAGAAUUAACUGAUGAAAUUGUUGACGAAUUGGCAUAUUUGAAGAAUAGAGAAGAAAGAUUAAGAGAUACUAAUGAAUCUACCAACAGUAGAGUCAAAUAUUUCUCUAUUUUGAUUAUUAUUGUUUUGACAUCACUAGGUGCUUGGCAAAUCAACUAUUUAAGAAACUUCUUUAGAUCAAAACAUAUUAUUUAA